GCUGAAUUCUCACAGUGGGGCUAGUUAAUUGCUAAAGUAAGAUGCGGCGAUUUCGUUGUGCACAACUGUAAACGUUGAAUUUUACUGUGCAGGAGCGCGAAACGAUCACACCUAUUCGAUCCGUUGUAUUUCGAAAUGUUCAUCUCUGUGUGAGGAGAGAGGCUGGUCCCUCCGCGGCCCUUAGCCAGAACAUGGCGGAACACUUGAACAAAAUAUAGCUAGCUAGCUAAUAAGCUAGCUUAUUAUGAAAACAUUGAUAGGGUAAAGGCUUCGUACACAGUUUCACCCAUCGAGCUCGUUUAUUAUGGUUAAAUAAAGGUAUCGGUACGUUUUGUAAUUAUUUUCACUGCAAGGUUGAACAUUUUUCGUAGUCAGAAUGUGUAACGCAGGCAGGUAGUUCGCUAGCUGACUUGCUAGGAAAGCUAGCUAGCCAGCUGGGUGCACUGGUCGUAGCACCGAGCUGAAGUGAAAGGGCACCCGUGCAAAAUAUUUCUCGUCGUGCUCUGAAUGUUAUCUUUCUCUCUCAAGCUUCUUUCGCAUUGUGCAUUGAAACUGGUGACUUAUCUGUCACCGAGGUCCAUUUUCUUCAAUAAAACUACCUACGUUUUCUUGCAAACGCUUACACUGGCCAGUAGUAGUGAAACCUUUCAUCUGUGCGAGACUCACAGGUUUGUGUAGUACACAUAGUCCGCCACAUAACAUUAACUUCCUGACAACAGGUGGGCAGCAAAUGUAACUAAUCUGUUUGAUCAGUGUUUGUCGCGAUAUAUCCGAAUCAUUUCUGUAAGAGCUGUGCAUGGUGGUUAGGCUGUGAGGAAGUGAAAUUAUACUUAACAAACGAGUGAACCGUCGACUUCACCUGCAAGGAUGACCGACACCCGGCGACGAGUGAAGGUGUAUACUUUGAAUGAAGAUCGACAAUGGGACGACCGGGGUACCGGGCAUGUAUCGUCCGGUUAUGUCGAGAGACUUAAAGGCAUGUCUCUUUUGGUGCGCGCAGAAAGCGAUGGUUCUCUGCUGCUCGAGUCAAAAAUCAACCCCAAUACAGCUUAUCAGAAACAGCAGGACACGUUGAUAGUCUGGUCUGAGGCAGAGAACUAUGAUCUGGCCCUCAGCUUCCAGGAGAAGGCGGGAUGUGAUGAGAUCUGGGAGAAGAUAUGUCAAGUCCAGGGUAAGGAUCCCUCCGUGGAUAUAACGCAGGAGCUGAUAGACGAAUCUGAGGAGGAGAGGUUCGACGACAUGUCCUCCCCAGGUCUGGAGCUACCUCCUUGCGAACUCUCCCGGCUCGAGGAGGUGGCGGAGCUAGUGGCCUCCUCCCUCCCCUCGCCGCUCCGCCGCGAGAAACUGGCCCUUGCCCUGGAGAACGAGGGCUACAUCCGGAAGCUUCUGGAACUUUUCCGCGUCUGCGAAGACCUGGAGAACCGCGAGGGCCUGCAUCACCUCUACGACAUCAUCAAAGGUAUCUUUCUCCUCAACCGCACGGCGCUCUUCGAGGUCAUGUUUUCCGAGGAGUGCAUCAUGGACGUGAUUGGGUGCCUGGAGUUCGACCCGGCCCUCCCUCAGCCGAGGAGGCACCGGGAGUUCCUCACCACCACGGCACGCUUCAAGGAGGUCAUCCCCAUUUCCGACCCAGAGCUGAGGCAGAAGAUUCAUCAGACGUACCGGGUCCAGUACAUCCAGGACAUGGUCCUGCCCACGCCAUCUGUGUUCGAGGAGAACAUGCUCUCCACCCUGCACUCCUUCAUCUUCUUCAACAAGGUGGAGAUCGUCGGCAUGCUGCAGGACGAUGAGAAGUUCCUGACGGAGCUGUUCGCCCAGCUGACAGAUGAGGCCACAGACGACGACAAGCGGCAUGAGCUGGUGAAUUUUCUGAAGGAGUUUUGCGCGUUCUCUCAAACGUUACAACCGCAGAACAGAGAUGCUUUCUUUAAAACGCUUUCCAACAUGGGGAUUCUCCCGGCCCUGGAGGUCAUCCUGGGAAUGGAUGACGUGCAGGUGCGAAGUGCUGCCACUGAUAUUUUCUCUUAUCUGGUGGAGUACAACCCGUCUAUGGUGCGAGAGUUUGUCAUGCAGGAGUCUCAGCAGAACGAUGACGUGAGUGACGCCUCCUCCUCUCUCACACUCUCUCUUCAGGACAUCCUGUUGAUCAACCUGAUCAUCGAACACAUGAUCUGUGACACGGAUCCAGAGCUGGGCGGGGCCGUGCAGCUGAUGGGUCUGCUGAGGACGCUGGUGGACCCGGAGAACAUGAUGGCUACGGCAAAUAAGACAGAGAAGACGGAGUUCCUCAGCUUCUUCUAUAAGCACUGUAUGCACGUGCUGUCUGCUCCUCUACUGGCCAACACCACCGAGGACAAACCCAGCAAGGAUGAUUUCCAGACAUGCCAGCUGUUGGCACUAAUUGUGGAGCUGCUCACCUUCUGCGUGGAACAUCACACGUACCACAUAAAAAACUACAUCAUCAACAAAGACAUCCUGCGUAGAGUCCUGGUCCUCAUGGCCUCUCAGCACGCCUUCCUCGCCCUCUGUGCUUUGCGCUUCAUGAGGAAGAUCAUCGGCCUGAAGGACGAGUUCUAUAACCGAUACAUCAUGAGGAACUUCUUAUUUGAGCCCGUGGUCAAAUCCUUCCUGAACAACGGCUCACGAUACAACCUCCUCAACUCUGCCAUUAUAGAGCUGUUUGAGUAUGUACGAGUGGAGGAUGUGAAGUCCCUCACGGCUCAUAUCAUAGAGAGCUACUGGAAGGCCCUGGAGGACGUCGACUACGUGCAGACAUUUAAGGGACUAAAGUUACGUUACGAGCAGCAGAGAGAAAGACAGGACAACCCCAAACUAGACAGCAUGCGGUCAAUACUGAGGAACCACCGUUUCCGCCGGGACGCACGGACGCUGGAGGACGAGGAGGAGAUGUGGUUUAACACAGACGAGGAGGACCUGGAGGACGGGGAGGCGGUGGUGCCGCCCUCCGACAAGAUGAAGAGCGACGAGGAUUUGAUGGACCCCAUCAGCAAAUUCAUGGAGAGGAAAAAACUGAAAGACUCAGAGGAGAAGGAGGUUUUGACGGGCAAAGCCAGUUUCUCAGGCAGACAGAGUCCCAGUUUUAAACUGUCCUUCUCCAGCUCGCCCAAACCCAGCCUGUCCUCGCCCCCGACCGCCUCCCUGCACCCGGGAUCCCCAGGGUCGCCCGGCUCCCCCGGCACGGGGGCCAGGAGCUCUCCUCCCACGGCAGCUGUCACCACCAAGGGGACUUUUACGGGAUUAGUGGACUACCCGGACGAUGACGAGGAAGAGGAUGACGAGAACGAUUCAGACAGUAAAGAGGGGAGCCCGCCGUUGUCCAAGAAGUCAAAGCUGAGUUCUUAAAAGCGCUCGCUGUCCGGUCGCCACGGCAACGCUCGGAGGGCGUCGCAUCCACAGACUUGUUACGGCGCUCUGCUUAGAACUCGAAAACUGAAAAAAAACAAACAAACAAACAAACAAAAUAAUAUGAAUGAAUAAAGCGAAUGAACGGAUGAUGAAAGAAGGAAUGAAUGAAGCCCCACACAGGAGUCUGUGGGAUGUGAUAUGGAGAGGAAUGGAGAGAGAGUGAGUGAGUGAGUGAGAGAGAGAGAGAAGGAGAAAUAAAAAAACGAAAACAAAAAAAACACGGGCCGCAUAAUGAAACGAUGGACGUCUCCACACGGAUUUUCCCUUGCUCAAGUGCCAAUUGGAGACGGGAGUGAGAAACUUGUGAAUAAGAAAGCAAGAGCGAAGAGUAAAAACUGUGGUUUGGAUGAAAUGAUAAUAAAAAAAAAAGGAUUUAACAAAAAAAAAAAAAUUAAAUUCAACGAAGCUAAAAGUACUUGGGGGGUUAAAUGACCUCUCUCACAUAUACAUACACACACACACACACAUAGAAAAACACACAGACACACACUGGUGCCCUACAGAGCUUUCAGGGCUCGGACCAGGACACACUGCCCCCCCCCCUCUCAGGGAAGGACGUCAAAUGACCCAUACGGGCCAGCCAAUCCAGAACCACCACUCACUUUCGCUGACUCCGCCUCCAUUUCUUUCUCUCCUUCCUCUACCCCUUACUUCUGUCUGUUCCCCUCACCUCCCACACAC
Molecule: messenger RNA, 4107 nt
Organism: Chanos chanos (milkfish)
Lineage: Eukaryota; Metazoa; Chordata; Actinopteri; Gonorynchiformes; Chanidae
Gene: ppp4r3a
Product: SMEK homolog 1, suppressor of mek1 (Dictyostelium)
Exons: 15
Coding region: 868-3363 (831 amino acids)
Biological process (GO): protein dephosphorylation; DNA damage response
Cellular component (GO): nucleoplasm; protein phosphatase 4 complex
Molecular function (GO): protein phosphatase activator activity
Source: RefSeq, a predicted model, not a curated record